Messenger RNA from Theobroma umbraticum, 1787 nucleotides. Its product is annotated as acetyl-CoA acetyltransferase 2. NCBI's taxonomy places the organism in Eukaryota, Viridiplantae, Streptophyta, Magnoliopsida, Malvales, Malvaceae. Gene Ontology annotation, molecular function: acetyl-CoA C-acetyltransferase activity. The record is from RefSeq and is a predicted model, not a curated record. Gene Ontology annotation, biological process: fatty acid beta-oxidation. Gene Ontology annotation, cellular component: mitochondrion.
CACUAUAUAUACCUAGUACUUAGUCGAAAAAUUUUCAGUUCAUCAUUUCUCUCAGUUCUCCCUCAUUUUGUAAUAAAAGAAAGAUCUACACAGAUCCAUUUUAGAUUCCCCUAUGGCUCCAACAGCGGCAGCAGCUUCGGAUUCAAUUAAGCCUAGAGAUGUUUGUGUUGUUGGUGUUGCACGCACACCAAUGGGUGGAUUUCUUGGCUCUCUUUCAUCUUUAUCUGCCACCAAGCUUGGAUCAAUAGCUAUAGAAGCUGCUCUUAAAAGGGCGAAUGUUGAUCCAUCACUUGUGCAAGAAGUUAUCUUUGGCAAUGUUCUCAGUGCAAAUCUAGGGCAGGCUCCAGCUAGACAGGCUGCAUUGGGUGCAGGAAUUCCUAACUCGGUUAUCUGCACUACCGUGAACAAAGUCUGUGCAUCUGGGAUGAAAGCAACAAUGCUUGCAGCACAGAGCAUUCAAUUGGGCAUGAAUGAUGUUGUUGUGGCUGGUGGCAUGGAGAGCAUGUCUAAUGCACCUAAAUAUUUGGCAGAAGCAAGGUCAACACCUCUCUCUCAUUCAGGGUCCCCAUGUUGUUGUAUUCAAGUUGUGAUUUCUGAUUCAGUAUUAGCAUGCAGGAAAGGAUCUCGACUUGGGCAUGAUACUGUUGUUGAUGGAAUGCUGAAAGAUGGACUAUGGGAUGUUUAUAACGAUUGUGGCAUGGGCAGCUGUGCUGAAUUAUGUGCAGAGAAACAUGUCAUUUCAAGGGAGGACCAGGACAACUUUGCUAUUCAGAGCUUUGAGCGUGGUAUUGCUGCCCAACAGGGUGGUGCCUUUGCAUGGGAAAUUGUUCCGGUUGAAGUUUCGGGAGGAAGGGGAAAGCCAUCCACCAUUGUUGACAAGGAUGAAGGUUUAGGAAAGUUUGAUGCUGCAAAAUUGAGGAAGCUGCGACCAAGUUUCAAGGAUAAUGGAGGCACUGUUACUGCUGGCAACGCCUCUAGUAUCAGUGAUGGUGCUGCUGCUUUAGUCCUAGUGAGUGGAGAAAAGGCAAUUAAGCUAGGACUGCAGGUGAUUGCUAAAAUUACGGGAUAUGGUGAUGCUGCUCAGGCACCUGAGUUUUUCACAACAGCUCCUGCCCUUGCUAUACCAAAAGCCAUUUCAAAUGCUGGCCUGGAUGCUUCUCAAAUCGAUUACUAUGAAAUAAAUGAAGCCUUUGCUGUUGUGGCUCUUGCAAACCAGAAACUGCUUGAUCUUAAUCCAGAGAAGGUUAAUGUGAACGGUGGAGCUGUAUCAUUGGGACAUCCUCUGGGUUGCAGUGGAGCUCGUAUCUUGGUGACACUUUUGGGGGUAUUGAAGCACAGAAAUGGGAAAUAUGGAGUUGGUGGUGUUUGCAAUGGAGGUGGAGGUGCAUCUGCACUUGUUGUGGAGCUUUUGUAAGACUUUUUAUGUUUGGUUUGAGAUGAUGUUGUGGAGGAUAAACCCAUGCCGCCGAAGACAGUUUUAUGUAGUGCAAUUUGAUCUUAAUUUUUGCUUUUACUCCCCAAUAAGCUGUAGCAAUUCUUGAUUAGCUUUGAGAAGAAAUAUAUUUAUAAUCUACUUCACAUUCCUCUGUUUUAGCUCCUUUUCUCCAAGUUCAGUUCUUGAGUUAGCGUGGGGACAAGUGUGAUGAUAUAGGAAUAGGCGUAGCGCAAACCUUAUAAGGCUGUGUCCGCCCUAGUGAUGGCAAUGCAACAUUAUUGGAUGCUCUUAAUUGACGUUGUUGGAUAUCACUAAGGAUUCAGUUUAUAUUAUUAAAUGUUAGAUUAUGAAA